Dunckerocampus dactyliophorus (ringed pipefish) is the source of this 6217-nucleotide messenger RNA. It is a transcript of the gene hdlbpb, whose product is annotated as high density lipoprotein binding protein b. Bases 253 to 4158 code for a protein of 1301 amino acids. The record is from RefSeq and is a predicted model, not a curated record. The transcript has 28 exons. Gene Ontology annotation, molecular function: mRNA binding. Gene Ontology annotation, cellular component: cytoplasm; nucleus. Lineage: Eukaryota; Metazoa; Chordata; Actinopteri; Syngnathiformes; Syngnathidae.
GAAAUGUUGCUAGACCAAUCACAUCUGUGUUUACACCAUCACCUGUCAAACGCACACCCUCUGCUAGAUUUCUCUCUGUAAAGUGUGGAGGGUCGUUGCAGGAAAGAGAGACGAUUGGAUCACAUAGAAGUGUGCAGCACAGUGUAGGAGCUGAAAAACAGACUCACACUGAAGCGCUUACGGUAGCCGCUAACUGGACGGACUCUCUGGCAAUCGACCUUUGCAGUGGAAUAGCGGAAUAAGUCUUGAACUAUGAGCUCAGUGGCAGUGUUGACCCCUGAGAGCUUUGCGGAGCACCGCAGCGGCCUGAAAGACGAGGAGAUGAUCGGCUGUGUCCCGGAGGAUGAGGCCUACAUCCCCACCUACUUGGAGGCCUUCCCGCCAUUGCCAGAGAAGGGUGCACCGGGGGAGAAGGCCGGGGAGGUGGCCCCUGCCUGGGGGGGAAAAAUUAGACCUAUCAAAGCUUCCGUCAUCACGCAGGUGUUCCACGUGCCCCUCGAGGAGCGCCGCUACAAGGACAACAGCCAGUUUGGGGAAGGUGAAGAGGCUAAAGUGUGCUUGGACAUCAUGCAGCGGACAGGAGCCCACAUUGAGCUGUCCCUGGCUAAAGACCAGGGCCUAUCCAUCAUGGUCACCGGCAAACUGGACUCUGUGAUGAAGGCUCGAAAGGAAAUUGUAGCGCGACUGCAGACUCAGGCCUCAGCCACGGUGGGCAUCCCCAAGGAGCACCAUCGCUUUGUCAUCGGCAAGAAUGGCGAGAAGCUGCAAGAGCUGGAGCUGAAGACGGCCACCAAGAUCGCUAUUCCACGCCCAGACGACCCCAGCGCCAACAUCCGCGUCACCGGCACCAAGGAGGGUAUCGAGAAGGCCCGUCAUGAGAUACUCCUGAUCUCGGCGGAACAGGACAAGCGUGCAGUGGAGCGUCUCUCCCUGGAGAAGGUCUUCCAUCCCUUCAUUGCUGGCCCACACAACCGGCUGGUGCAGGAGCUGAGUCAGGAGACUGGCGCCCGCAUCAGCGUCCCUCCACCCAGCCUGCCGAAGGACGAGAUCGUCAUCACCGGGGAGAAGGAGGCUGUUGCCCUGGCGCUCAGCCGCAUCCGAGCCAUCUACGACGACAAGAAGAGGAAGACAACCACCAUCUCAGUGGAGGUGAAGAAAUCACAGCACAAGUACAUCAUCGGCCCCAAGGGUAACACCUUGCAGGAGAUCCUGGAGGCCACGGGGGUGUCGGUGGAGAUGCCCCUGCUGGAUUCAGGCUCAGAGACCAUCAUUCUCAGGGGGGAGCCGGACAAGCUGGGACCGGCCCUCACACAGGUCUAUGCCAAGGCCAAAAGUGUGAUUGUGGUGGAGGUGAUGGCCCCGGCCUGGCUGCAUCGAUUCAUCAUCGGCAAGAAGGGACAGAACAUUGGGCGGAUAACGCAGCAGCUGCCACGGGUUCACAUUGAGUUUACCGAUGGCGAGGAGCGUAUCAGCCUGGAGGGGCCGACUGAGGAGGUGGAGCAGGCUCAGGCCCACAUACAAGAGAUCAUCCAGGACCUGGUCUGGGGGGGGAUAUUUAAUGUCUCCUUCGAUUUGUCAUAUUUUUCAUUUUUUCUUACAAGAUCUUGUUUUGUCCCCAUCUGUGUCCAGCUGGUAAGGAUGGACUACACUGAGAUCAACAUAGACCAGCGUUUCCACAGACACCUCAUUGGGAAGAAUGGCGCCAAUAUCAAUCGGAUCAAGGAGCAGUACAAAGUAUCAGUAAGAAUCCCGCAGGACUCAGAGCGAAGCGGCUUGGUUCGGAUUGAAGGAGACCCCAAAGGCGUCCAGCUGGCUCGCAGGGAACUCGUUGAGAUGGUCCAAAGAAUGGAGAACGAGAGGACCAAAGACCUGAUUGUGGAGCACAAGUUCCAUCGGACAAUCAUUGGCCAGAAGGGAGAGAAGAUAAAGGAAGUUCGAGACAAGUUCCCUGAGGUCAUCAUCAACUUCCCCGACCCGGCGCAAAAGAGCAACAUCGUGCAGCUGAGAGGGCCCAAGAGUGAGGUGGAGAAGUGUGCCAAGUUCCUCCAGAAGAUGAUUGCUGACCUGAUAGAAAACAGCUUCUCGCUGUCUGUUCCCAUCUUCAAGCAGUUUCACAAAAACAUCAUUGGUAAAGGUGGCGCCAACAUCAAAAAGAUCCGCGAGGAGACCAACACUAAGAUCGACCUGCCCACAGAGAACAGCAACUCUGAGAUGAUCGUCAUCACAGGCAAGAAGGGCAACUGUGAGGCGGCCAGAGACCGAAUCCUCGCCAUCCAGAGAGAACUGGCCAACAUUAAAGAGACGGAGGUCGCCAUCCCAGCAAAGCUCCAUAACUCCCUGAUUGGCUCCAAGGGCUGCCUGGUUCGCUCCGUCAUGGAGGAGUGUGGCGGCGUCCACAUCCACUUCCCCUCAGAGGGCUCUGGCUCAGACAAGGUCACCAUCAGGGGACCUGCUGGGGAGGUGGAGAAGGCCAAGAAGCAACUGCUGCAGCUGGCUGAGGAGAAGCAAGUCAACAACUUCACAGUUGAACUGCAGGCCAAGCCUGAGUACCACAAGUUCCUGAUCGGCCGCGGCGGGGCUAAUAUUCGCCGUGUACGAGACAGGACGGGCGCCCGCAUCAUCUUUCCGUCGCCUGAUGACACGGAGCAGGAACUGAUCACCAUCGUGGGGAAGGAGGAGGCUGUUCGUCAGGCACAAAAAGAACUAGAAAGCCUGGUGAAAAACUUGGACGAUGUAGUGGAGGACACCAUGGAUGUGGACGUCCGCCACCAUCGCCACUUUGUGUGCCGCAGAGGUCAGGUGUUGCGAGAACUUGCCGAGGAAUACGGCGGCGUGGCUGUGAGCUUCCCUCGCACGGGUGCCAACAGCCAAAAGGUUUCUCUGAAAGGGGCCAAGGACUGCGUGGAAGCUGCCAAGAAACGCAUCAGGGAGAUCAUUGAGGACCUGGAGUCCCAGGUGAGUGUGGAGGUGGCAAUCCCUCAGCGCUACCACCGCACUAUCAUGGGGCCUAAAGGUAGCCGCAUUCAGCACCUCACCCGGGAGCAUGAGGUCCAGAUCAAGUUCCCAGAGAGAGAAGAAGCCUUUGCAGGUUCAGAGGCGUCGCCACAAGAAAAUGGGGAUGUGAGCCCAGAGGUAGAGUUUGUCCCCCGCAAGUGCGACAUCAUCACCAUAUCAGGGCGAGCGGAGAAGUGUGAGCUGGCCAAAGCUGCCCUGCUGGCCUUGGUCCCCAUCACGGAGGACGUGGAGGUGUCUUAUGAGCUUCAUCGUUACAUCAUUGGGCAGAAGGGCAGCGGAAUCCGAAAGAUGAUGGAGGAGUAUGAGGUGAACAUCUGGGUGCCGCAACCAGAGAAGCAGCUGGAUGCCAUCAAGGUGACGGGCCUGGCUGCCAAUGUACAGCGAGCCAAGCAGGGUGUGCUGGAGCGGGUCAAAGAGCUCCAGGCGGAGCAGAAGGACAGGGUAAAGAUGCUGCGGAGCUUCAAGGUAACCAUGUCUGUAGAGCCAAAGUUCCAUCCGAAGAUCAUCGGACGCAAGGGGGCGGUCAUCUCCCAGAUUCGAAAAGAGCACGACGUCAACAUCCAGUUCCCUGACAAAGGAGACGAGCAACAGGACCUGAUUGUCAUCUCGGGAUAUGAGGGCAACGUGGAGGAGGCGUGUCAGGCAAUCCGGCAGCUUGUGGCUGAGCUUCAGGAGAUGGUCAGCCAGGAUGUGCACUUGGACCCGAGGACGCACGCCCGCAUCAUUGGUGCCCGCGGUAAAGCCAUACGCAAGCUGAUGGAGGAGUUUAAGGUGGAUAUACGCUUCCCUCCACCAAACUCCGACGAGCCCGACAAAGUGACAGUGACGGGCCUUCCUGAGACAGUGGACAGUGCCAUCGACCACCUGCUCAACCUGGAGGAAGAAUAUAUUCUCAGCGUGACAGAGACUGAGACGUUGGCAGCAUACAUGAAGCCUCCAUCGCGCUAUGGAGGAGGUAGAGGCGGAGCAGGCGGAGCGGAUGAUGGCAGUGGGGGUCCGGCGAAAGGCUUUGUGGUGCGUGACGCUCCCUGGAACGCCACAGAGAAUAAGGCCCCAGACAUGACCAGUGCCGAGGACUUCCCCACGUUUGGGACAGGCGUGACCCCCAAGCAGAUGUCCGCCUGGGGUCCCAAGAAGUUUUGAAAGCAGAUCCACUGAGACAACAGACAUCUAAUCAAAUUGCUGCUCACCUUCCUUCCUUCCUCCCGAAUGUUGCUGCAAUGCAUUCUGGGAGAUUGGUUCCUCUCUUCUCCUUUGCCCCCUAAGAGAGAACAAGAAUGUCGCACUCUCUUUAAUGUCCCGCUCUGCCUCUCAGCUGGCCCUACCAUUGCCGGUUCAUUUCUUAAAGGUUUUGUCUUGGAACUGCACAGACUGCCAAACUCAACUCACUGCUAAUUCUUUUCCUGUGCUUGGCUGCAUGUGUGUGUGUGUGUGUGUGUGUGUGUGUGUGUGUGGUGUAGAUUAUUUUCAGGCAAACCGGCUGCUGUAGUUUUCUUUAAAAAAAAAAAAAAGGACUCAUGAUGAGGCGACUUCUUGCACUGAUCUCAUGCUCUGUUUAUUUAUUUAUUCAAAAAAGGAGCCAUUUCAUUUGGACUACUGUGAUCUACUAUUUUUUUAAAAAGCACCCACUGUAGCAACAUUAUGUUUGUGGGUGAACAAUGUUCUUCAGGGUUUGGGAACAUGUCGCCAGUGGUUACUGUACGUGUAUAAAGAGUUUUUUGCUAUUUUUUUAAAUUGUGAGGGAAUUUUUUUGUUGGUGGUAUAUUUGAGUGUGUGUGUGUGUGUGUGUGCUUGAGAUGUGUGUUUGGAUGAAGCUGAACCAAACUUGGACUGACUUGGUCAUUUACUCUAAGAGCUUCUCAUUAAUGCUUGAUAUUUUUGUCAAAGUGCAAUCAAAAGCUGCUCAGAAGUGGGCGAUACUACAAAUUUUGAUAUCAAUCCAAUACCAAGUAAAUACAGGGCCAGUAUCGUAUCGAUACGUAUUCUUUUUACUUGGGCAUUUUUAAAUAUCAUUGAAUGAUUUUCAGAUUUUGCCUUUAAUUUGUUGAUCGUGAUUAUAAUCAGACUAAAACACAGGACAAAGACUUCACGCAAAACAACUUGUAUCAACAAACAUAUUUGUGAAUAAUUUAAGAAAUGGUUAUACAACAAUACAAGACAGUGUAACAAUAUAAAUAAAAUACAAUUUUUUUUUCGCAAAAUAAAGUCAAUAGUGCUAAAUAAGUAAAAGAGCUACUAAUAACUACUUUUAUGAUAUAUAUAUAUGAACAACACAAUAAAUUAAAUAAAAAUGUUUGCGCUCAUACCUCUAGUAUCGAUCCGGUACCGAUAAGGCCCUAAAAUCGCCGAUUUCAAUAUUUGGAUCGAUCGGCCCACCUCUGUCCUAGCUUUCCCCACAAAAGAAUCAAAGCAACUUCCUUUCACUCAUCUCCUUAUCGUUUGCAGCAAAACUCAUAUUUCAGUGUAGUCGCAUAGCAUUGUAGGAUUUCUUUCUUUUUUUUUUGAGAAUGAAAUGUUACAUUUAAAGUUAAUUUAAGCAAAUUUAGUUGUGGCUGGGAUUAGCGUUGUUUAGCAUGGCGUUAAACAUAAAAUGUAGGCCAAUCCGCUGCUUUUAAUGCCACGCCAUCAACAAGCGGAAUGAUUUUAAAAUGUCUCACAUCGUCACUGAAGCUCUGGGUCAACGUCAGCACGUAGAGUCGCCGGAUUUUAGUCGAGGCUGAAAGAGCACGUCUCCCAUGAUGCUUAGCGAUUGUGGGGUUAUCUGAGUAAAAUGAGUUUUUAACGUAACUCGUCAAGAAAAUGAGUAGAAAGUGAUCACAUCUGUAUGAAAACCCUCAGGGUCCAAUUUGGUGCAUAAAUUCGUCUUUUAACAGCAGAGGGCAGGUUGAUGAAACAGACUAUGCAACCCAGGGAUGUACUGUAUUUUAUUUGGGUUUUUUUUUAAGUUGUAAAAGUCAUGACGUUGUUGCUUCAUGCUUGUCUGAUCUUCAAUGGCAGGACAGAGCUGCCCCCCACAGCAGCUAUAAUUUCUGUGAAAAGCUACCAAGAAAAACACACUAUUGGCCUUAAUAAGUAAGAAAUCAACAGCAUUUUGACAAAAGGUGUGAUUGUGUAAGUAAGUACUGUACUGCAAUAAAAAAAAAUGUCAGUUGACUUUGUUUCUUACUCUAAAUAAAAUUUGACAGAAAAGGAGCAUGUCCUU